Molecule: messenger RNA, 1027 nt
Organism: Cinclus cinclus
Lineage: Eukaryota; Metazoa; Chordata; Aves; Passeriformes; Cinclidae
Gene: PTMS
Product: parathymosin
Exons: 5
Coding region: 568-885 (105 amino acids)
Biological process (GO): positive regulation of transcription by RNA polymerase II; negative regulation of apoptotic process
Cellular component (GO): nucleus
Molecular function (GO): histone binding
Source: RefSeq, a predicted model, not a curated record
AUUCCAGGCAGGAGGCCGCGUGUCGCCAGCGCUGCCCUCCCACACGGCCCCGCAGCGUCGCUUCUCGCCUCCCCCGGAUUCCUCCUGGAGAGCCAGCCAGCCUGUACGGGCGGCUCCGUGUGCUGCGGGCGGAGGACUGGGCUUCCCUUCCCGGACGCUGCCCGUCGGAUCCGCAGCACCUCGGCGCGGAGCCGGGCUUUCUUCAGCUGGCCUCGACGGGGCCGUGCGGCGCCUUGCAGGGACCCGCGGUGCAGCCCCCGCUGCCGGGCGGCCGCGGCGGAGCGCACAUUGUUCUAGCGGCCCGUCCCUCUCUCCUCCCUCCUCCGCCUCCCGUCCCUCUCUCCUCCCUCCCCAGGUCCCUCCUUCCCUCGUCACCGGCGCUGUAUAAAUCCCCUGCCCCGGCGGAUCGCCCCACCGCGGGAGACCCUGGUACUUUGGCCCCCGGGGCAGGAUCCUGCCGCCGCCUACGGACCGCGGGGACUUUGCCCUCCCGCCGCUGACCCCCUCCUCGCUCUCUCCCUCCCUCGCACGGUUUCCCCCCGGCCUCUUCGCAACCGGGGCUCCAGGAUGUCGGAAAAACGCGUCGAGGAGGCACCGGCGGAGCUGAGCGCUAAGGAAAGGAAAGAAAAGAAGGAAAAAAUCGAAGAGAAAGCAGUCCACAAAGAAAAGAAGAAGGAGAUAGUAGAGGAUGAGGAGAACGGAGCUGACGAGGAUGAUGAAGAAAAUCCUGAUGAUGUGGAUGAAGAAGAUGGUGGUGAUGAGGAUGAAGAUGCAGAUGAGAAUGGGCAAGAGCAGGAUGGCCACGCAGAGAAACGAUCUGCAGAGGAAGAAGAGGAUGAAGUGGAUCCAAAGAGACAGAAGACAGAAAACGGCUCUUCAGCUUGAGUCCUCCCCUCCCAUCUCCCCUGUUCCGUCCAUCUCUCCUCCUCCAUUCCAGCCUGUGCUUGCACUGCCCGUUAGCCUCUGGCUUCACACAAUCUCAGAUGAGGAAAGGUUAGAAAUGUUCUCAAACAGGGAAGACAGCAAU